Peronospora farinosa is the source of this 1119-nucleotide messenger RNA. The record is from the annotation of a GenBank genome assembly. Lineage: Eukaryota; Oomycota; Peronosporomycetes; Peronosporales; Peronosporaceae.
AUGUCAAUUGAACCAUCUCGUUAUGGUCCAAAGUUUCAUCGUGUCACAAUAUCUCGAGAUGUCUUUGAAGUUCGUUCGCAUUACGUUAAUUUACGUCCUGUAGGUGGUGGAUCCUACGGUAUUGUUUGUUCUGCUGAAGAUACGUUACGAGGUCGUAAAGUCGCCAUCAAGAAAAUCACGGACGUAUUCGACGAUCUCACGGACGCGAAACGGAUUUUACGUGAAAUGAAGCUACUUCGACACCUCGGAGUGCAUGAAAACAUCAUCAAUAUUCUUGAGGUGAUUCUAGUCCCACCCAAUGUCAUGGACUUUCAAGAUAUUUACAUUGUCACGGACCUUAUGGAGAGCGACUUGGAACGUAUCAUCAGCUCGUCCCAGCCUCUCUCGGAUGCUCACUUUCAGUACUUUUUGUACCAGAUUCUACGUGGCAUGAAGUUUGUGCAUUCUGGAAAUGUGCUGCAUCGUGACCUAAAGCCAUCUAAUUUGCUCGUUAACUCGAACUGUGACUUGUCCAUUUGUGACUUUGGACUGGCACGAGGAGUGGAAACGGCAUUUAACGAAGACUUGACAGAGUAUGUCGUCACACGCUGGUACCGAGCACCGGAACUCCUUACAGAUUGUCAGAAUUACAACGACGCAGUGGACGUUUGGGCCAUUGGAUGCAUUUUUGCUGAAAUGCUCCGUCGUCGACCAUUCUUUACCGGAAGAGACCCGUCCGACCAAUUGCAUAUGAUUAUUCGUGUACUUGGCUCGCCUACGGAAGAAGAAAUGGCCUUCGUGCCGCAUGAAGCUGCCAAGCGAGCGAUCUUGCAGCAUGGAUUUUAUCCAAAGCGUCCGUUGAUGGAGUUUUUUCCCGAUGCCAACCCACUAGCGGUCGAUUUGCUCUCUCAGAUGCUCAAGUUCAAUCCUGCCGAGCGCAUUUCCGUCGUCCAGGCAUUGGCACAUCCGUACCUGGCACAACUUCAGAACCCCACCGACGAGCCCGUUUGUGCCGAGGCUUUUAACUUCGACUUCGAGCGCGAGUCCUUAGAUUUGGGUGUGGAGAUGCCUAAGGAGGAGCUACAACGGCUGGUCUUCCAGGAGUGCAUGUCAAUCCACGAGAUCGAAGCACACCAAUAG